GAAAAGAGAGCGAGAGAGACAGAGAGAGAGGAACCAUAGUUGGGGGAGCAUCUAUUUAUCUUCCGAGGAUUGCCUGAAAUCUUCGAGGCGAUGGGGACUGUUCUCCGGAUUAUUCUCUGCAUGGAUCAUACUACGUGUUAUUUCACUCUGUCGGUAUCGGUAUGAUUAACGUAAAGUUGGAUUACGGGAGUAUGGAGAGGAGAAAGAGCCUGUUUCCCUGGCUGGUACUCUUCACGGUGCAGUUCAGCCGGAGUUCACAGCAAGUACUCAGAAUAGGUGGUAUCUUUGAGACUCGUGAGAGUGAGUUGGUGAGUGUAGAGGAGUUGGCGUUUAAGUUUGCAGUGAGCAACAUCAACAGGAACCGGACCUUGAUGCCCAACACCACUCUGACCUACGACAUUCAGAGAAUCAACCUCUUCGACAGCUUCGAGGCCUCCAGGAGAGUGUGUGACCAGUUGGCUCUGGGUGUAUCUGCAGUGUUUGGCCCGUCCCACAGCUCCUCAGUCAGUGCUGUCCAGUCCAUCUGUAACGCCCUGGAGGUACCCCACAUCCAGACGCGCUGGAAACACCCGUCAGUGGACAACAGAGACACAUUUUACAUCAAUCUCUACCCAGAAUACACUGCAAUCUCCAGAGCCAUACUGGACAUAGUGACUUUCUUCAAGUGGAAGAGCCUAACAGUGGUCUACGAGGAUAGCACAGGUCUGAUGCGGAUGCAGGAGUUGAUCAAGGCUCCGUCUAAGUUGAACCUGAAGAUCAGGAUACGGCAGCUUCCCCCUGGAGAGAUUGAUGCCAGACCUCUUCUGAAGGAGAUGAAGAAAGACAAAGAGUACUAUAUCUUGUUUGACUGCUCCUACCGGACCUCCGCAGAGAUACUCAAACAGCUCUCGUCGAUGGGAAUGAUGACAGAAUACCAUCACUUCUUCUUCACUACAUUGGAUCUGUUUGCGUUAGACCUGGAGCCGUACCGCUACAGUGGGGUGAAUAUGACAGGUUUCAGGCUGUUGAAUAUAGACGACCCGUAUGUAUCUUCCACCAUGGAGAGGUGGUCUCUGGAGAGGCUUCAGGCUCCACCUAAACAGGAGAGUGGAUUAAUGGAGGGAGUUAUGACGACGGAGGCGGCGUUGAUGUAUGACGCUGUGUUCAUGGUUGCCGUGGCGUCACAGCGAGCCACUCAGAUGACGGUCAGCUCCCUGCAGUGUCACCGACACAAACCCUGGCGCUUUGGACCCCGCUUCAUGAACCUCUUCAAAGAGGCCCAGUGGGAUGGUCUGACAGGUCAUAUCGUCCUCAAUAAGACAGAUGGGCUGAGGAGAGACUUCGACUUGGACAUCAUCAGUCUGAAGGAAGAUGGCACGGCCAGGAUUGCGGUGUGGAACUCCUACACGGGUUUGAACCUUACAGAGACCAGCAGGGAUAAAACCAACAAUGUGACGGACUCUAUGGCCAACAGGACACUGAUCGUUACUACUAUAUUGGAAAACCCUUAUGUGAUGUUUAAGAAGUCAGACAGGGAGCUGUCCGGUAACGACCGGUUCGAGGGCUACUGCCUGGACCUGCUGAAGGAGCUGUCCAACAUCCUGGGGUUCACCUACGAGGUCAAACUGGUGUCUGAUGGGAAGUAUGGUGCACAAAACGAUAAGGGGGAAUGGAACGGCAUGGUUCGAGAGCUCAUCGACCACAUAGCUGAUCUGGCAGUAGCCCCUCUGACCAUCACCUAUGUGAGGGAGAAGGUGAUAGACUUCUCUAAGCCCUUCAUGACCUUGGGAAUCAGUAUCCUGUACAGGAAACCCAACGGCACCAACCCCGGAGUGUUCUCCUUCCUCAACCCCCUGUCGCCUGACAUCUGGAUGUACGUCCUACUGGCCUGCACCGGAGUCAGCUGUGUCCUGUUUGUCAUCGCCAGGUUUACUCCCUACGAGUGGUACAACCCUCACCCCUGCAACCCCUCAUCAGAGUUGCUAGAGAAUAAUUUCACCUUACUCAAUAGUUUCUGGUUUGGAGUGGGAGCUCUCAUGCAGCAAGGGUCAGAGUUGAUGCCUAAGGCCUACUCCACCCGUAUAGUAGGAGGCAUCUGGUGGUUCUUCACCCUGAUCAUCAUCUCCUCCUACACGGCCAACCUGGCUGCCUUCCUCACCGUGGAGAGGAUGGACGCCCCCAUCGACUCGGCUGACGACCUGGCUAAACAGACCCGUAUAGAAUACGGAUCAGUCAGGGACGGGUCCACCAUGACCUUCUUCAAGAAAUCCAAGAUCUCCACCUAUGAGAAGAUGUGGGCGUUUAUGAGCAGCAGGAAGAACACAGCUCUGGUGAAGAACAACAGAGAGGGGAUCACCAGGGUGCUGACCACAGACUACGCUAUGUUGAUGGAGUCCACCAGCAUAGAGUACAUCAGUCAGAGAAACUGUAACCUCACGCAGAUCGGAGGACUCAUAGACUCCAAGGGCUACGGAGUGGGCACUCCCAUAGGCUCCCCUUACAGAGACAAGGUGACCAUCGCCAUCCUGCAGCUCCAGGAAGAAGGGAAGCUUCACAUGAUGAAGGAGAAGUGGUGGAGAGGAAACGGUUGUCCUGAGGAGGACAACAAAGAAGCCAGCGCGUUGGGCGUGGAGAACAUCGGUGGCAUCUUUAUCGUCCUGGCGGCUGGACUCGUCCUGUCCGUGUUCGUAGCCAUCGGAGAGUUCAUCUACAAGGCCAGGAAGAACUCUGACAUAGAGGAGGCCUUUUGUUUCUUCUACGGGGUUCAGUCCCGCCAGUUCCAGCGCCGUGACAGCGCCUCCUCCUCCUCUGCCACCUCUCUGUCCACUGACCUGGAGAGUGGUCGGCUGCUGGGGGACGAUGAUGACAUAGAGUAGCCUCCCCAACCCCCCCAGCCCUGCCCAGGCUAGCCUCCGCCACACACACGCUAGAAGUUUAGGUUUGUAACACACGUCCGUCCCACUGUCUGUCUGUUCGUGACCUACGACCUAUUGUCAAGUCCUGGUUUCUUAGUUCCCCUGUUUGAGUAUUUCAUCCGUUUACGCUCCCCCCCCCCUCCCAGCUAUUUCCUAUAACCUUCAACCUCUUGUAACCUCUGACCUCAACCUCAGGUAGUCUCUGUCCUCGGACCUCAUACUGCUUCUCCCAGAGUCCUGUAGUCGGGUUUCUCUCAGUCCCCUUAGUCAGUUCCUUAGCAACAAACCAUAUUAUCAUUAUUAUGGAUUCCCAAGCAGAUUCUUUGUUUCUUAUCAAUUCGGGGGAGGAGGGCUGUUUUCAUUAAAUCUUUAGACCUAUAAAUUAGUCAUUAGUAAAUUCUCCUAAUAAAUAAAAUGCUAAUUUAAUUACUUUAAAAAAAUCAUACAAUGUGAUUUUCUGGAUUUUUGUUUUCGAUUCCGUCUCUCACUGUUGAUGUGUACCUAUGAUUUAAAAAAAUGACAGACCUCUACAUGCUUUGUAAGUAGGAAAACCUGCAAAAUCGGCAGUGUAUCUAAUACUUGUUCUCCCCACUAUAUUGUAUCAACUCAUACUUACAUCAAUUUAGGGCUUUAGACAUUGUUUCAACUCAAUGUAUCUGUGGCUAGUAACAUUUGACUGAUCUCUAAAAUGGUUAGCAAUAACAUGAUAAGAAAUAACCUGGUUAUCAAUAGCAUAGUUAGCUGUUAGCAAUAAACUGGUUAUCAAUAACAUAGUUAACAGUUAGCAAUAAACUGGUUAUCAAUAGCAUAGUUAGCAGUUAGCAAUAACCUGGUUAUCAAUAGCAUAGGUAGCAGUUAGCAAUAAACUGGUUAUCAAUAACAUAGUUAGCAGUUAGCAAUAAACUGGUUAUCAAUAGCAUAGGUAGCAGUUAGCAAUAAACUGGUUAUCAAUAACAUAGUUAGCAGUUAGCAAUA
Oncorhynchus masou masou (cherry salmon) is the source of this 3869-nucleotide messenger RNA. RefSeq names its product glutamate receptor, ionotropic, kainate 1a (gene grik1a). Gene Ontology annotation, biological process: monoatomic ion transport; synaptic transmission, glutamatergic; modulation of chemical synaptic transmission. The record is from RefSeq and is a predicted model, not a curated record. The coding region runs from base 162 to 2855 and encodes 897 amino acids. NCBI's taxonomy places the organism in Eukaryota, Metazoa, Chordata, Actinopteri, Salmoniformes, Salmonidae. Gene Ontology annotation, cellular component: kainate selective glutamate receptor complex; presynaptic membrane; postsynaptic density membrane. Gene Ontology annotation, molecular function: transmitter-gated monoatomic ion channel activity involved in regulation of postsynaptic membrane potential; kainate selective glutamate receptor activity. The transcript is spliced from 17 exons.